AUGAACAAACUGAACUUCCACAAUAACAGAGUCAUGCAGGACCGACGCAGCGUGUGUGUUUUCCUCCCCAACGACCAUUCCCUCAACAUCAUCAUAAACGUGAGUGGGCCGUCUCAAGGCUGCCUCUUUCUUGCCAUUCCCCAGGGGCCUGUCACAAGUACCGUAUUUUUCGCUCUAUAGGACGCACCGGACCAUAGGAGGGGGAGAACAGGAAAAAAAGAUUCUCCCCCUCUCUGCUCAGCUUCCCUUCAGCGAAGCAGUAGAAGAAACGGAGCCCCUUCCAUUUCUCCUCCCGCUUCACUGAAGGGGUGCUGCGCAGAGAGGGAAAACUCUGAAGCGCCUCUCCAGCGAAGCGAAGCCUGGAGAGCAAGAGGGAUCAGUGUCCCCUGACCCCUCUCGCUCUCCAGGCUUCAGGCGGCUAUCCGCAAGCCUUUGGAGUGCUGUGGGAACUCCUGCUGUGCUCCGAAGGCUUGCGGAUAGCUGCCUGAAGCCCCUGGAGCGCAGUGGGCGUUCCCUGAGCUCCGGGGGCUUCAGGCAGCUUCAGUGAAAGCAACGCGAAACCUCCGGAACGCGGGGGGAGCUCCCCCUCUGCGCUUCGGAGGCUUUGCGUUGCUAUCGCUGAAGCCAAGGAGCCUUCAUUCGCUCCAUAGGACGCACACACAUUUCCCCUUCAUUUUUGGAGGGGGAAAAGUGCAUCCUAUAGAGCGAAAAAUACGGUAUGUGCCCCCCAACUUUUCCUUCCCCCUUUCUGAGACCUGGGUGAAGUAGACCUUGCUCAAGCACUGUCUUGGUGCAUGGGGGGGCAUAACCCCCCCAGGUCCAACUGUCUAGAGCAAGGUGGGCUAUACUGGCAGGUCUCUGGGAAGGGGGGAAAUUUGCAGAGUUGCCCUGGGCUUUGAAAGCUAGGUGUGUUUGCAGGGGCCACCCUAUUCCUGGGGCUGCAAUCUGUUUUAACUGCUUUUAAUUCUGAAUUUUGAAUAGCUCUGGGACCUGAUGGUGAAGGGCAGGUAAUAAAACUGCCUUCGUCGUCAUUAGUCAUCUCCCCCCCCCCCCAAAAAAAAUUUGAACUCGAAGCAAUUUAUAAAAGCAAAGGUGAUAAAUAAAUAUAAAAGCAGGAAUAAAAUCAACCUAAAAUAACAGUAACAUACAGUGGUACCUUGGUUCUCAAACUUAAUCCAUUCCGGAGGUCUGCUCCAAAACCAAAGCGUUCCAAAACCAAGGCGCGCUUUCCCAUAGAAAGGAAUGCAAAAUGGAUUCAUCCGUUCCAGACUUUUAAAAACAAACCCUAAAACAGCAAUUUAACGUGAAUUUUACUACCUAACGAGACCAUUGAUCCAUAAAAUAAAAGCAAUAAACAAUGUACUGCAGUCACACAAUCAAUCAAUCAAUCAAUCAAUCAGUAUCUGAACUGGGUUCCACACAGUCACAAAACCAAAACCAAAAGAGCCGCAGAAACGAAAACGCAAAACGAAUAGCAUAAACAGACAGACCUCCAGCACAACACUCAAAUCGGAAGCGUAACACUCAAAACGGAGCACGUUCGGCUUCUGAAAAAGUUUGCAAACCGGAAAACACUUACUUCCGGGUUUGCAGUGUUUGGGUUCCAAGUUGUUUGAGUACCAAGGCGUUUGAGAACCAAGGUACCAGUUUACAUAAAAGAACAAACCCAAAUCCCCCCCCCCCCCAAAAUACACCAAGAAUUAAACUCCAAGGGCUUGGGUGUGUAAGCAUGUUUUUCCCUGAUGCAUAAAAGCAGAUAGUGAGGGAUCCAGGCAUGCCUUCCUGGAGACAAGCAGUCCAUAAAUGGGGAGCCACCACUGAGAAGACCCUUUCUCAUGUUGCCACCUUCAGUUCCUCCCUCAGAGGGGCCACGUGGAAGGGACUCUGGUGAAGAGCAUGGGGUCCAGGUUGGUUCACGUGGGUUGAGGGUGUCCUUGAAAUAUUGUGGUCCCCAGCUGCAUAAGGCUUUCUGGGUAAAAACCUGCUGUUUGCAUUGGGCCCAGAAGCAGCCAGAACACCUGUGCCAAAACUGGUGUUACUCAGCAAUCUAGCCGCUGAAUUCUCCACCAGCUGCAGUUUCCGAACCGCCUUUGAAGGCAGCCCCACCUAUAACACAUUGCAGUAGUCUAACUUAGAGACCAUAGAUGACGGAUGUUAGGUUACCCCUGGCCAGUACACAAGCAAAGAUUCUCUUACUCUUGGUAGUUUAAUUACAGCAACACUAAAUGACUCUCCCCAGCCUGAAUUAUUAGGCUGCCAAAAUGAAGAGCUGACAGUUUAAAAGGCCUGUCUCUCUCAGCCCUUUCCUGGCUGGCUUCCGCAAUAGCCAGCCUUCUAAAUUUUAUCCAGAACAGUUUUGCUCCUGUCCCUUCUUUCAUGGGGUUUGGACCUGUGACCAGGGCCGGAUUUAGGUUUGAUGAGGCCCUAAGCUACUGAAGGUAAUGGGGCCCUUUAUAUGUCCAGCUGUCCUUUGUCAACAACAAAUUGUCGCUGUUUUUGUGUUGAAUAUAUGCUAUAUGAUCAUUUAAGGACCUGAUGGGUAUCUCAAGCCAUUUGCACAUGUUGCCGUGCAACCAGUUCAUGCAGAAUGUAGGCACCCUAUAUAUAGAAAGGAGCAAACCAGUGAUAUUUGAGGGAGCAGGCUAGCAGGCGGGGCCCAUGACUUACAUCACAGGAGCCUACACAACACAAAACACUGUAUGUAGGUUUUAUUUUAUUUGUUCUUUAUCUUAUAUUUUGGAAAUGUACAUCCAGGUUUUUUUCCCCUUUACAUUUUUUUGGGGGCCCCCAAGAAAGUGGGGCCCUAAGCUAUAGCUUGUUUAGCUUAUACGUAAAUCUGGCACUGGCUGUGACCCAGAGAGGCCUGCGCUGUUCAUGCUUGAAAAGAAGGAAAAGUUACAAUUUUCACCCAUUAUAUCCUUGCUGCUCACCCAAAAGCUCUUUAUCUUGGCUGUGUGACUAGAACCUCCUUUUGGAAAUGACAGGCGUUAAAUUUAAAGGAUCGCUGCAUUGCAUGCCCACCUCUCUACCAAAUUUCUCUCCCCUGGCAGUUUGAUGUCCUAUUUAGAAGUUCCCAAGCGAUGAUCCUUUAGAGCUUUUGCCUUCCCUUUGUUUCUCUGAUGGGGCCGUUUUUCCCACUGCACCCCUUCUUCUUGUCUUACAUGCAACAUUUUUAGAGAGUUGCUUAUGCGGCUGUUUUGAAUUCUUCAAUUAUUAAGUCUCUGGCUUGGUGCCUUCUUGGCGAAGCGAGGGGACCCUCAAAGCAUCCAGAGCCUUGCUGGAAAUUAGAAUAUUUUUUGCAGCGGAUCUGCAAGUUUUAUUUGCACGCCGUCUCCGUAAUUGCCGCAAAAUGGGCAGAAGCCGAGGCCUGACGACCGUGAGCAAAUAACGGUCUCUCUAGACGUUUGGAACGGCUUUCUACCUACCAUGCUUCAAGCUUCCAAACAGAGCUGUUGAAAUCGCAAUGGGUUAAGCAAAAUGGAAGCCCUCUUGGGUCCGAUGGAUCUUGCAGUUUCCCCCCUUCUCAGUUAACUGCCUGGAAACGAUAUUUGAGAUUUUAGUGGUUCUAGUCUGCAAUCAUUAUUUUCAUUCUUGUUUUUGAUGGCUUUGGAAUGGAGAAUGGCAUUGUGGCUCUGUGGAGCUCUGCGACAUUUCCCUUAACCAUGGUUAAUAAUAAUAAUAAUUUAUUAUUUGUACCCCACCCGUCUGGCUGAGUUUCCCCAGCUACUCUAGGCGGCUUCUAACAAAGAUUAAAACUACAUUAAAAUGUCACACAUUAAAAACUUCCCUGAACAGGGCUGCCUUCAGAUGUCUUCUAAAUGUGAGGUAGUUGUUUAUCUCUUUGACAUCUGAUGGGAGGGCGUUCCACAGGGCGGGUGCCACCACCAAGAAGGCCCCAUGCCUGGUUCCCUAUAGCUUUGCUUCUCACAAUGAGGGGAACCACCAGAAGGCCCUCGGAGCUGGACCUCAGUGUCCGGGUAGAACAAUGGGGGUGGAAACGCUCCUUCAGGUACACUGGGCCAAGGCUGCUUAGGACUUGAAAGGUCAGCACCAACACUUUGAAUUGUGCCCGGAAACAUCCUGGGAGCCAAUGUAGAUCUUUCAGGACCGGUGUUAUGUGAUCUCGGCGGCCGCUUCCAGUCACUAGUCUAGCUGCCGCGUUCUGGAUUAGUUGUAGUUUCCGGGUCACCUUCAAAGGUAGCCCCACGUAGAGCGCAUUGCAGUGGUCCAAGUCAGAGAUAACUAGAGCAUGCACCACUCCAUCGAGACAGUCUGCGGGCAGGGAGGGUCUCAGCCUGUGCACCAGAUGGAGCUGGUAGACACAGAAUUGACCUGCGCCUCCAUGGACAGCUGUGAGUCCAAAAUAACUCCCAGGCUGCGCACCUGGUCCUUCAGGGGCACAGUUACCCUGUUCAGGACCAGGGAGUACUCCAUACCCUCCCACCCCCUGUCCCCACAAACAGUCUUCUCCCUCUGACCAUCAAUCCUCUGGCUCUGAGCCCUUGGAGCUUGAUCCAUAUGUGCUCUGCGUGCAAACGUUUCCAGGUUCAAUCCCCAUUAUCUCCAGAAACCCUGCCUAAAAUCCUGGGUAGCUGCUGUUAAUUUCAUGAUUAACGCUCCACUUGGCAGCGGACCCAGGGAUCCUCAGGAACCUCCAGAUGUUUUUGGAGUACAACUUCCAUCAUCCCUCACCCUUGGCCACACUGCUGGCGGGUGAUGGGAAUUCUUAUUACUUAACUUGCGGAUAGAAAAGGUUUCUUGUUCUCAUCUAACUAAGUAGCCUAGAGAAGAGCAAGGCAGCCGCGCUUGCCCCUUGGUUCUUUCAGAGGAUAGUAAAAAAAAAUUAUUAUUUAUACCCUGCCCAUCUGGCUGACCCCUCGUCUCUGAAAGAGUAACGCGAGGAAGAAGUUAUAAACAGGAUGCAACCAAAGGUGUAGCCCUCUAAACAACAAGGGGGGAGACAAAGAAGUUAGCAUAGAGAUAAAGGUUCAGGGAUGGUCUGGGAAUCUUGCCCAUGCAAAGCCGUGAUUUGGCCACAGUGAUCCACACAACGGUCACCUCCAGGCUUGAUUAUUGUAACUCGCUCUAUGCAGGGCUGCCCUUGAAGCUGACCCAGAAACUCCAGUGGGUGCAGAAUGCUGCAGCAAGUCUCCUUAUGGGGUCCUCACCGUGGGAUCACAUUCAUCCAGUGCUUUACCAACUACACUGGCUCCUGGUGGAGUGCAGGGUCAGGUUUAAAGUGCUGGUUUUGACCUUCAAAGCCCUAUACGGCCUAGGGCCCUCGUACCUACGGGACCGCCUCUCCUGGUAUGCCCCGCUGAGGACCUUAAGGCCCACAAAUGACAACAUUUUGGAGGUCCCAAGUUGCAAGGUGGUUAGAUUGGUCUCAACUAGGACCAGGGCUUUUUUAGCACUGGCCCCAAAUUGGUGGAACGCUCUGUCUCAAGAGACCAGGGCCCUGCGGGACUUGACAUCUUUCUGCAGGGCCCGCAAGACAGAGCUGUUCUGCCUGGCCUUUGGUUUGGACUCAGUCUGACCCUUAUGUUUCCCUCCCCUUUUGGUUUUGAUCUAUGGGCUACUAUUAAAAUGAGGCUGCAUUUUAAAUUGUAUUUUUAACCUGUAUAUUAAAUUGUGUUUUUCCCCCUUCCCUAUUAUGUUUUUAUUGUAAUUUUACUGGUGUUAGCCACCCUGAGCCCGGCUCUGGCCGGGGAGGGUGGGGUAUAAAUAAAAAUUUAUUAUUAUUAUUCUGAAAGUUCAGUUGCACCCAUGCGUCUUACAAUUAUAAAACUGCUUUUACAUGCUGCAUUACGUCUUGUGUUCUUUGCUGUUUGCUGCCUGGGUGUUCUCCGAACGCUGGACGUCUUAUAAAUCCUGAAAUAAAUAAAUGGGUCUUCCUGUAUCAUCCCUGCAGAAGUCGCUCCCCAAAUAACUGCCUUUUCCUCCACCACCCUCUCCCCCUUGUAGGUCAAAAUAUUGUGCCAUGAGUUACUGGUCCAGGUGUGUGACCUCUUGCGGCUAAAGGACUGUCACCUCUUCGGACUCAGCGUCAUUCAGAGUAAGUCCCGAGAGGAGAGUUUGGCUUCUUUCCACUCUCUGCACCUCUGCCAUGCUGCUCAGUGACCUUCAGCUAGACCCGUUGCUGCUCCCUCGCUCAGUGAGCACUCAGCACAACAUUUGCAGCGCAGCGCAGCAGAUUGCAGCUACAACAAAGGCGGCAUUUUUCAAUCUCCGCCAAGCUGUGCAGUUGGCUCCUUAUCUCUCUCGCCCUGACCUAGCCACUGUGAUCCACGCGACGGUCACCUCCAGACUGGAUUAUUGUAACUCGCUCUACGUGGGGCUGCCCUUGAGACUGACCCAGAAACUCCAGCGGGUGCAGAAUGCUGCAGCGAGACUCCUUAGGGGGUCUUCGCUGCAAGAUCACAUUCACCCAGUGCUAUACCAGCUGCACUGGCUCCCGGUGGAGUACAGGAUCAGGUUUAAGGUGCUGGUUUUAACCUUUAAAGCCCUAUAUGGCCUAGGACCCUCGUACCUACGGGACCGCCUCUCCUGGUAUGCCCCACAGAGAAACUUACGGUCUUCAAAUAAAAACAUCUUGAAGGUCCCAGGCCACAGAGAAGUUAGGCUGGCCUCAACUAGAGCCAGGGCUUUUCGGCCGUGGCUCCGAUCUGGUGGAACACUCUGUCACAAGAGACCAGGGCCCUGCGGGACUUGACAUCUUUCCGCAGGGCCUGCAAGACGGAGCUGUUCCACCAGGCCUUUGGCCAGGGCACAGCCUGACUCCCUCCCUCGGCAAUCUUCGCGGAGCUCUGGCCCAAUGGUUGCCAGUGGCUUGAAUUAAUUAAUUUUAUAAUGAAUGAUUUUAGAGUGUUGUUUAUGCUGUACUUUUAUACUGUUUUAUUGUUGUUAGCCGCCCUGAGCCCGGCUUCGGCUGGGGAGGGCGGGAUAUAAAUAAAAUUUUUUAUUAUUAUUAUUAUUAUUUCUGCCGCCACAGCCGAUGUGUGGAAGCGCCUCUCAGUAAAGGAUGUUGCGUGUCCCCAGGGCCACCCCAAUAACUCACACAUCACACCAAUAUUUUUGUUUAAGGUGUCUGGCAUAAUUUUGGCCACAACUUUAUUAAAAUACAAACAUGUGAGUGGUUGCACAGGCAUUGGUUGCGACUAGCUGCUCCCACCGUGGGGGACAGUCUGACAUUCCGCACGCCUGCGUAAGUCAGAAAAGGGGAAUACACUUGGGGCUAGCGACGGAGCAGGGAGCCUGCCCUCAGUCCACCCCAAAUGCAGCCAGGAGCUCUUGCAGUGGCCCCAGCCCCCUUGACAGGGUGGACAAGCAAUAGUUAGCCCCCGAUUCCUUUAACGGAAUUCCCUUGCAGCAGCAGCAGCAUUAGAGGGGCAGGCACAGCCAAUCCAUGCCCCUCAACCAACCAAACCAUAAACCAAUGCCUAACCGCAACCUUACAAGUGGUGACAAUGUGCUACACAGUAGGCAAAAACCAAAUAGCCCCAGCCAAUCAGCCAGAUGGACAAAAUUCCUACUGGGCCCCUGCCCCAAGAGUAGAGAACCCCAUGACAGGCAUAGCAAGAUCAAGCGAACAACCCUAAUUCUAGGGAGGGGGGGACGGGCAAUCCGAUGCACGGGCGAAAAGAGGAAGCCCUAGCCUCGUGCAAGGAGUUUUAGCAUUUCGGGCUGUCAAUCAAGAAAUGGCAACAUUAACUUCUUCCCAGCGACAAGGGAAGCCCAAUCAAAUCAGUGGCCAACGGUCAAUUAGCCCGCCCCACAACUUUGGAGUGUCCUGGCGGCUCCCACCGCAACAUGUGCUCUCCAUUGAAGGAAAACAUGCUUUCUCAGAUGUGGUGCGGCUGUAGAUCUGAAUCACCGCAUUUGCUAACCAUAGUUACCUCGAGCCAUGGUCCAUAGCUAUCGUUAGAAGCUGGUUUCUGGCUAAUCCUGUAGUUCAGGAACGGGGAAACGGUGGCUCUCCAGAUCUUUGUUGGACUACAGUUCCCAUCAUCCCUGGCCAUUGGCCAUGCUGCCUGGGGAUGAUGGGAGUUGCAGCCCAUAAUGGUUGGGAGUCGGCAAACCACAGUUAGCACCUGAGUGCAGUUGGAACCCUAAACCAUGGGUAGGCAAACUAAGGCCUGGGGGCUGGAUCCGGCCCAAUCGCCUUCUAAAUCUGGCCCGCAGAUGGUCCAGGAAUCAGCAUGUUUUUACAUGAGUAGAAUGUGUCCUUUUAUUUAAAAUGCAUCUCUGGGUUAUUUGUGGGGCCUGCCUGGUGUUUUUACAUGAGUAGAAUGUGUGAUUUUAUUUACCGUAUUUUUCGCUCUAUAGGAUGCACUUUUUCCUCUCCAAAAAUGAAGGGGAAAUGUGUGUGCGCCCUAUGGAGCGAAUGCAGGCUCCUUGGCUUCAGCGAUAGCAACGCGAAGCCUCCGAAGCGCAGAGGGAGCGCUCCCUCCGCGCUCCGGAGGCUUCGCGUUGCUUUCGCUGAAUUCUAUAGAGUGAGAGGGGUCGGUGCACACUGACCCCUCUGGCUCUCCAGGCUUCAGGGGUAGCCACCUGAAGCCUUUGGAGCGCAGCGCAAGUUCCCGCUGCGCUCCGCAGGCUUCAGGUUCCUUUUGCUGAAGCCAAGAGAGCAAGACUCUCCUGGCUUCAGCAGAGAGGGAGAGCUGCGCAGCUCCCCUUCAGCCAAGCAGGAGGAGAAAUGGAAGGGGCUCCGUUUCUCCUGCCGCUUCGUUGAAGGGGCGCUGAGCAGAGAGGGGGAGAAUUUUUUUUUCUUGUUCUCCCCCUCUAAAACAAGGUACGUCCUAUGGUCCGGUGUGUCCUAUAGAGCGAAAUAUACGGUAAAAUGCACCUCUUGAGUUAUUUGUGGGUUAUAGGAAUUCAUUCAUAUAUUUUUUCAAAAUACAGUCCGGCCCCCCACAAGGUCUGAGGAACAGUGGACUGGCCCCCUGCUGAAAAAGUUUGCUGACCCCUGACCUAAACCGUGACUGAUUCCUAAAGUGGAAAGGAGAGAGAGUUAGUUGCACAAGAGGGGAAGAGGAAGAAGGGAAUCUCUGGCCAUGAGAGGAGAUUGGUUAGCAUUGUACUGCAUUCAGCGUACCAGCAUCAAAUCAAAAGCACAGGAAGUUUGACGUUGGGGUAUCGCUUAAAAGGGAUGAGGCGUUUUGCAGCGCCUCUCGUGGGCAAAGGCAUCUAAUUGUCCCUGUGCCGUUUCCCAUGUUGUUUCUUAUCAGGAACAAGUAAACAUGCAAAAAAUAAUAAUCUUUUGCAGCUAAGUGUGUUUAUCUUUGUUUUAAAAUAUUUUUAUUAACUCUAUUUCUAUUUAAAAAUAUUAAAAAUAACACUGAGCAAAGAUAUACUGCAAAAGUCGACUAUAAAAUACAUUUUGAAAGCAAGUACCACAAAGAGCAGCUCAUUGGGGAAUCUGUCCCCCCCCCCAGCAGAAACUACUAAAAUGCUGCCUUUGUGAACUGCAAUACUGUGGUUCUUUUUGGCUGCGAGUGCCGAAUUGUCCCCGCUUUUUAGAGGAACGUUGGGAGAGUCCUUGCAACAGGCUCACUGUCUAAUCUCAGCUUCCCAUUUCUUCCCACGGCACAGACAACGAGCACGUCUAUAUGGAGCUGUCCCAAAAGCUCUGCAAGUACUGUCCGAAAGAGUGGAAGAAAGAAGCGAGUAAGGUAAGGACUCUGGUUUCACCUACGCUUCUGAAACCCAGUUGCCGGAAACUGCAGGAAGGGGAGAAUGAUGCUCUUGAACUCUGAUCCGGCGAGCUCUUCUUGCUUGUUCUUACGUUGCCGUAGCAUGAGCUGGCCACCGGAAGCGCCUGUGUCACCUUAUCCUCACCAGAUUUAAGCAGGAAGAACUGGCGCCUUCAUUUUAGCAACCUUUGAGAGCUCUCUGACAUCCUGGAACAAAGACACCUUUUCCCAGAGCAAAGGAGUUGUAAUUAGAAGCUUAAAUUAUCUGAAGCCAGUUUGCAGAGCUUUAAAGCAGGCAUGGCCAAACUUGGCCCUCCAGAUGUUUUGUGACUACAGUUCCCAUCAUCCCUGACCACUGGUUGUGUUAGCUAGGGAUGAUGGGAGUUGUAGUCCCAAAACAUCUGGAGGGCCAAGUUUGGCCAUGCCUGCUUUAAAACAACCAGUCAACACAGAAAGUAUCUUCUUCCCCUCUCUAAGAAAGGACGGCUGGGAGCUCUGAGCUGCUUAGCCGUUCAAAGCCCGGCUCUUUGGAAACAUAGCAUCCCGUAGCCUCAGCUGUCGAGGGCGGCUUGGUGUUGAAACUCCAGCCUACCCCUGAGACAAAUUGCCAGCAUCUCAGAAAAUUGCCUUUAAGGACCUCUGAGAGUUGGCCUCGGCCCCCGAAAGACAGCGCAGCCGCAUCCAGCUGCCGUCUCCUCCUCCAGACAGAUGGGUUUCGUGUCAAAGCAGCAAAAGGUCGGGUCUGGUUUUCUGGUAGCAGAUAACAAAAAGGGCACACAGAUCAAGACUGAACCUGAAGCUCGGGUUACCGGCAGAUCUGAAGCUCAGGUUAUACCCUCCCAGUGUAGCUGGUGGUGCAAACCGUUUUUGCAAAAAGGCAGAUCGCCCCAGGACCUUUGGGUCUCCCAUUGCUGCCGAGGUGACAAUUGCUCCUUUGCUAAAUGCAUCCCAGCAUUAACACGCUGCUCCUGCUGGGGCUCAGUAUUUUUAUGUGUGGGGGGAGAGAAGAUGUCUUCUGGAGGGGGGGUCCUUCUCCCUCCCUGCCUCAAGGCUGAUCCUUUAUUUUUGCCUUUGGUUGCAGGGUAUAGACCAGUUUGGGCCCCCCAUGAUCAUUCACUUCCGAGUCCAGUAUUACGUGGAAAACGGCCGGCUGAUCAGGUAAAGGGGAAGGGGUUUUUUUGUGAGGUUGGGGGGGAGCAGAGGAAAAUUGUUGCCAAAAGCUUUGGUGGCAAAGACCAUAUGGAAGAAAAAGUGGGCCUUAUGGUGGCCCACAAUUUAUUUACCGUAUUUUUUGCACCAUAACACUCGCUUUUUUCCUCCUAGAAAGUAAGGGGAAAUGUCUGUGCGUGUUAUGGAGCGAAUGCCUACAGGUGGCGGGGGGGGGGGGAUCUGCUGCAGUCGUGAGCAGAGGAUCCAUGGUUCCCCUUCCUUCCCUCCUCCGUGGCUCACUUUGAAACAGCAAAGCGGGAGAAGAGCCGCUGAGUGGGGAGGAGAGAGAGACAGAGAGCCUGCUUGCUUUAAAGGAGCAAAGCGGGAGAGGAGAGGAGCCGCUUACACGAGUGUAAGCGGCUCCUGUCCGGUUGGCUCCUUUGAAGCAUGCAGGCUCUCUGUCCCUCUCUCCUCCCCACUCAGCUUGCUAAAUAGCAUUAUUAGCAGCAUCCUUCUCCACACACCCCAUGCGUGCUCCUUGUCCCUUGAGUGCUUUUCCUUCCCUCCCCACUUAAAACGUGGUUACAAAGCACGGAUCCACAUGGAUCCUCAGGAUUUUUGCACUGGGUCACCCCAAAUUCACCAUCAGAUCACAAAGCAUGUCCAUGGCUACAUCUUGCACCAAAAAAAUCACGCACCCACUGUUGCCUGUGGUCGCAGUGGUGCAAAAAUGUGGUUACAAAGCAUGGAUCCACAUGGAUCCUCAGGAUUUUUGCAUUGGGCUACUCCAGACUCACUGUCAGAUCACAUGUCUGUGGCCACAGCAUGAACCACAAAAAUCAUACAUCCACUGUUUCGUUUAGAAUAUUUUUUUCUUGUUUUCCUCCUCUAAAAACUACGUGCGUGUUAUGGUCUGGUGCGUGUUAUAGAGCGAAAAAUACGGUAUUUUAAAAGCUGCUCCGUCCGAGUUCUUAUUGAUAAAACAGUUGCAUGUCAAUUGUUGUUGUUGUUUUCUUUUUAGUGUUUAUAUUAUUAAUUUGUAUGAUGUAGAUUUGUUUUUUUAAUGUCGGUUUUUGUCUUUUGUGUAUUGUUAUUUUUCGAUAUAUUUCUUGGUGUUGUUUGGAAAAUACUAAUAAAAAAUUUAUAAUAAUAAUAAUAAUUAAAAGUUUACAAGGAAGAAGCGACCAACCCCAGCGAAAGACAUCCAUGGUUUCUGCCCGUCCGUUUUCCCCCUGCCGUUCUUCGUUUACAUCCCUCUUCCUUUCUCUCCCUCUCCUUCCAGUGACCGAACUGCCCGCUACUAUUAUUACUGGCACCUGAGGAAGCAAGUCCUCCGUUCGCAGAGCCUCCUUCGCGAGGAGGCCUAUUUCCUGCUGGCAGCCUUCGCCCUGCAAGCUGACCUGGGCAACUUCAAAAGAAACAAACACUACGGGAAAUACUUUGAACCCGAAGCCUACUUCCCUGCCUGGGUAGGAACACCCUCUUCCUUAGAGCCCAGGCUCUCUCUCUCUCCCCCUCAAUCCCCUUCAUCUCUCUUCCCGGUGCCUAAACACAAGCUGCGUUGCCAUAGCUCUGAAGGCCACCCGUCCUCCGAGCCGUUCCAGACGGCAUGAGGGGUUUGUGGGCGGGUGCAUCUGUCAGCCGGAAAAUAUUCUGAGGGUGGUCGUGGGGCUUUCCAGCUUGGCUGGGAUCGAGUUGCCUUUUGCAGAAAUCUGGCGGCGCUGUCUGUUUUGGCUUUCCCCUCGGAGGAGAGUGCCAUUACCAUAGCUGUCAACUUACAGAUUUGAAAAUAAGGGACCAGCAGCCUCGAAAACAAGGGAUCAGCAGCCAAAAUAAGGGAUUUUUUGGCUCCGGUAUGUUCAACUUCUAAGCCCCUCCAAGCCAAAGGCAGAAAGCCCAGGCAGCAGCCAAACGAAGCCUCAAGCGGUGGUUCCCACAGCACAGCAACCCGGAUAAGGGGAUGCAGCAAGGAAAACCACCGUCACCUCUCCGCUGGGAAGCGCUGAGCAAAGGCGAGUCCCCAGGCAACGCAGCCGAUUUGAUCAGCACAAGGCAUGCAAGCUCCACCCCCCAGUCGUUCUUAGACUCCUUAUUGGGUGAGCAACGCAGCCAAGCAACACAGUUGGAGCCUCCCUCCUCCCUGGCCGGCAGGGAGGGAGGGAGAGGAGCUGCUUCCUUUGAAACCGGGGAAAUUUAAGGGACAUCAUCAGUAAGGGACAGCAGCGGGACACGGCGCUGGGAUAAGGGACUUUCCCGCCAAAUAAGGGACGGUUGUCAGCUAUGGCCAAUACGCCUGUUGGUUUUGGUGUUUUGUUUUUCGCCGGCUCCGUCCGCAGCGGCCAGGCUCUGAGGUGGAGCCAUAGCAGUACUUGCGACUGGAUGCCUGAACAUAGGAACCUGCCCGAGACCCUUGGUCCAUCUAGUUCAGUGCUGCCCACACUGGAUGGCAGCAGCUCAACAGGAUUUCAGGCAGGAGGCUGAGGGUGCCAUUGAGGAUUGGGUGGCUCUCUGUUCAUGCAGGUUCCUGCAUUUUAGGGGUUGGUCUAGAUGACCCUCAGGGGUCCCUUCCAGCUCUACAAUUCUAUGAUUGAACCUGCGACCUUCUGCUUGCAAAUUCUGUCUCUGGCGCUGUGGCCCUUUCUGCCCUGGCCUCCAAACUUCCUAGGGACAUGGGAAGCUGCCUCAUACCCAGUCAGACCAUGGGUCCGUCAGUGGUUUGCAUUCCCAACCUGCAUUUAAUAAUAAUAAUAAUAAUAAUAAUAAUAAUAAUAAUAAUAAUAAUAAAUUUUAUUUAUAUCCCGCCCUCCCCAGCCAAGACCAGGCUCAGGGCGGCUAACAGCAGGUAUAAAAACAAUUGAUUGAAAUACAACUUAAAAACAAGAUUAAAAUACAACAUUAAAAUGCAGCCUCAUUUCAGUAGAAACUCAAAUCAAAAACUUUUUUGGGGAUGAAAACGUCAAAUCUUCACCAAGGCCAACUAUCCAGACUGGUCCUACGUGGGCCAGAAAAAAGCCAGGGAAGUCCCCAAAUAGGAGUUACAUCACAGAAGAGGAAAGGAAAAAGGAAAGAGGGGAAGGGGAUCAAGUUGAUUCCAAGCCAAAGGCCAGGCGGAACAACUCUGUCUUACAGGCCCUGCGGAAAGAAAUCAGAUCCUGCAGGGCCCUGGUCUCAUGAGCCAGAGCACUCCACCAGGCCGGGGCCAGCGUUGAAAAGGCCCUGGCUCUGGUUGAGGCUAAUCUGACUUCCUUAGGGCCCGGGACCUCUAGGGUGUUGCUAUUUAUGGACCUUAAGGUCCUCCGCGGGGCAUACUGGGAGAGGCAUUCCCGUAGGUACGAGGGUCCUAGACUCGAACCCAUGGCUUCACGUUGCAAGAAAGGAGAUUCCAGCUAAACAUCAGGAAGAACUUUCUGACAGUAAGAGCUGUUCGACAGUGGAACGGACUCCUCCGGGAGGUUGUGGACUCCCCUUCCUUGGAGGUUUUUAAGCAGAGGUUGGGGGGGGGUCAUCUGUCAUGGAUGCUUUAGCUGAAAUUCCCGCAUUAAAGGAGGCCUAGCUGCCAGCUCCCCGGAUGCCCGGCACCCACAAAAUUCCCCAUGAAUGGGGCCGGGCACCCACAAAUUUCAGUGCCAGGGCCAUGCACGCCCAUGGCCCCAGGCACCCAUGGUUGCGGGGCCAAGCUGGCUCUCCUGGCAGGGGGUUGGACUAGAUGGCCCUUGGCGUCCCUUCACAGCUGUCAACUUUUCCCUUUUCUUGCGAGGAAUCCUAUUUGGAAUAAGGGAAUUUAAAAAAAGGAAACGUUGGCAGCUAUGGGACCCUUCCAACUCUAUGAUUCUAUGCCACACCAGAAAAACACCGCAGACCUGCAACUUUCGCGGGAUUUACCUACACGAUUGCAGCGUUGUGCGAGUAAGCUGGCAGCGACCAUGUCAUGCCUGUUGAGGCCUCCCUGUGGAUAUUGGCACAAGGCGAAAGAGCGGAUUGGUGUGUUUGACCGACCCGUCUCAGGCUUCAAGUUCAUCCGACUCCCAAGCCAGCCCUCACUGCAAACGUGCCGGCUAAGAGGAUUACACGCUUGCAGCAAGGUUGACUCACUAUUUCCAUUUUAAGCACUUCUUCCCCAGGAGUGUUUAGCAUCUCCUCUGCAUUAGGGGGGGCGGGAGCAACAGCUCAGACUUCAGAUAGCAGACACAACCGCUGGGAUGAGACGGGUGUUCUGAAAUGAAAACACAUUCCAGAGUCUAAAAUGCCUCUUGGCAAAAAAAGCACCCUCUCUACCUUCACUCUGCAAAGAACAGGAGGGAUAUAAACAUGUAAGUGAUCUGUUGCACGCACAUACCCCAGAACCCAAAUUCUGCAUUUUAGGUAAUGCAUGCUCUGGGUUGCAUAAACAGCCUUGUCAUUCCCCAGCCCCUGAAUAAAAGGCAGUACAGUACAAUGGCAUCUUACAUGGGGGUUUGGUUCCAGGGGUCCCACAUGUACACAAAAGGCACAUAAUAAUAAUAAUAAUAAUAAUAAUAAUAAUAAUAAUAAUAAUAAUUCAUUAUUUAUACCCCGCCCAUCUGGAUGAGUUUCCCCAGCCACUCUGGGCAGCUUCCAAUCAAGUGUAAAAAACAAUACAGCAUUAAAUAUUAAAAACUUCCCUAAACAGGGCUGCCUUCAGAUGUCUUUUAAAAAGAAGAUAGCUGCUUAUUUCCUUCACAUCUGAAGGGAGGGCGUUCCACAGGGCGGGCGCCACUACCAAGAAGGCCUUCUGUCUGGUUCCCUGUAACCUCACAUCUCGCAGUGAGGGAACCGCCAGAAGGCCCUCGGAGCUGGACCUCAGUGUCCAGGUAGAACAAUGGGGGUGGAGACGCUCCUUCAGGUAUACUGGACCGAGGUCGUUUAGGACUUUAAAGGUCAGCACCAACACUUUGAAUUGUGCUCAGAAACGUACUGGGAGCCAAUGCAGAUCUCUCGGGACUGGUGUUAUGUGGUCCCGGCGGCCAUUCCCAGUCACCAGUCUAGCUGCCGCUUUCUGGAUUAAUUGCAGUUUCCGGGUCACCUUCAAAGGUAGCCCCACGUAGAGCACGUUGCAGUAGUCCAAGCGGGAGAUAACUAGAGCAUGCACCACUCUGGCAGGGUCUCAGCCUGCGUACCAGGUGGAGCUGGUAGACAGCUGCCCUGGACACAGAAUUAACCUGCGCCUCCAUGGACAGCUGUGAAUCCAAAAUGACUCCCAGGCUGCGCACCUGGUCCUUCAGGGGCAGUUGCCCCAUUCAGGACCAGGGAGCCCCUCACAUACUUGAACUGUCCCUUCACAAGGAUACUUGCCCUUCUGGAGCUGGCGUGCUGAGUGUGCCUUGCCCAAAAGCAAGGAAGAGAUCUUCAAAGCCAUCCUUUUGCUCUCUGCCUUGCUCACCUGGUAUGGCUUGCUCAGCGCACCAUCUCUGGGAUGCUCUUGUGAGAUCUCGUGCGACUGUGCCCAUUCUUCCAGAGCCGGCAUGCCAAGAGGGCUUUGCACGGCAAGCAAGGCAGAUAAGCUCUUUCCACACUGGGGGAAAAAACCUUACGUGCAUUUAACUUGUGCAGUUUUAACCAGCCGAAACUGCGCGAUAAAUAAAUAAAGCCGCUUGCUUCCCCAAAAGUAACGCUGUUGAGAAUUGCAAACAUUUAUUUACACGCUGAAAGCCUUGCUAUGUUGUUGUUGUUGUUGUUUAGUCAUUUAGUCGUGUCUGACUCUUCAUGACCCCCUGGACCAGAGUACGCCAGGCACUUCUGUCUUCCACUGCCUCCCGCAGCUUGCUCAAACUCAUGCUGGUAGCUUCGACAACACUAUCCAACCAUCUCAUCCUCUGUCGUCCCCUUCUCCUUGUGCCCUCCAUCUUUCCCAACAUCAGGGUCUUUUCCAGGGAGUUGAGUCUUCUUAUGAGGUGGCCAAAGCCUUGGAACCUCAGCUUCAGGAUCUGUCCUUCCAGUGAGCACUCAGGGCUGAUUUCCUUCAGAAUCGAUAGGUUUGCAGUCCAUGGGACUCUCAAGAGUCUCCUCCAGCACCAAAGACGCUCGUAUUUGUGACUUUAGAAAAAGGGAGGUAUGCUGGAGAAGACUUCAGCUGCUCUUUUAAAGGAAAGGAGAAGAACCUCUGGGAAGAGGUCCUCCCUAAGACGGGUAGUUGAGGACUUGCGGCCCUCUGGGUGGUUCUGAACUACAACUCCCAUAAUUCCUGCCUAUCAGAGGCAUUGGCUGGGGUCGUACAGUAAGCCUGCAAGUGCACGCAUUUAACUUGUGCGCAUUUAUCUCAGUGAAGACCUUACUUGGAAGAUCAAUACAACCCAGCUGUUUAAGAAAGCCCAACACAGACUCCACCUCCUCAGAGUAUUGCGGAAGAACAAUGUCAAUCAACAUUUGAUGAUCUCCUUCUACCGCUCCACAAUAGAAAGUGUCCUUUCCUACUGCAUCACGGUGUGGUACGCUGGUUUGACAUCAACUGAUAGGAAGUGUUUACAGAGGGCGGUGAAUACAGCACAAGAUAUUAUGGGCUGUCCCGUGAAUCCGCUGGAUGAAAUAGCGCAAGAAGGUUGCCUCAGGAGAGUGAGGAAAAUUCUCAGGGAUGAUUCACACCCUGGCCGGCACUUUCUUGAUCUCCUGCCCUCGGGCAGAAGAUAUAGAAGCACGAUUAGUCGCACCAACAGGGUAAAGCACAGCUUCUAUCCGUGGGCUGUUAGGCCGCUAAAUGAAAAGAUAACAACAGGGCAACUGACUUUUGGGUUUGGUGGGUGUGCGUCAGUAAAUGAGGUGAAUUAAGACUAAGAGAGCUGAGUGGGGGGUGCUCGUGUAAUCUCACUGUAUACAAGUUGUAGAAGUGACAAUAAAGUAUGACAAUAAAGUAUUUCAAUUUCGCUUGACGCAUGUAGCAGGAAAAAAUAUAUGGAAAGGGUGAUGGUUCUGGGGGGAAUGACUUUGGCAGUCAGUCCCACUUGCCAUGUGUUUUGAGUGCAUGCUGUUUUGGCUUUAGGUGGCAUCCCCAGAACGUAACCCCCGCAUAACUUGCAGGCUUGCUCCAGUUGGAAGCAUCUGGAGGCCACUGGGAUUUGGGAAGGCUGUGUCUAGUCGUCUCUGGUCCACCGUUAUUUCGCCUAGCAAACCUGAGAUUCCCAGCCAGGCGCAAUUAACACCCAGCGCCCCUUCUCUCUCUCGGCAGGUGGUGGCAAAGAGAGGGAAGGACUACAUCCUGAAGCACAUUCCCAUCAUGCACAAGGACCAGUGCGCCCUGACAGCCUCUGAGGCCCAUCUGAAGUACAUCAAGGAAGCUGUCCGCCUCGAUGACGUGGCCGUGCAUUAUUAUAGAUUGUAUAAGGUACGGGGGAGGCAGAAUCGAAUGGGUCCAGUUAGGCAAGGCAAGAGCCGCUGAUCAGUUUGUGUCUUCCAUUUGGAAAGGCGAAAAAAAUUUCGUGUCCCUGGUCAUUAUUCUCCCUCCCCCUCCUGGCCCCAAAACAAUAGGUUUUGACCUAUAAAGCCUUAAACGGCUGAGGACCGCAAUACCUCCAGGACCGCCUAUUUCCAUAUGAAUCUACCUGGACCUUGAGAUCGUCUUCUGAGGUCCUCCUUUGUGUGCCUCCUCCUCAAGAGGUCCGGAGGGUGGCAACACGAGAACGGGGCCUUCUCUGCAGUGGCUCCCCAUCCGUAGGAUGCUCUCGCCAGGGAAGUUUGCCUGGCGCCUUCAUUACACACCAUUAGGUGCCAGGCAAAAAUGUUCCUUUUUAACCAGGCCUUUGGUUGAUCUGUUUGACAUCCUAUACUCUUUUAAAAUGUGGCUCUUUUCGGGGGGGGGGUGUUAAUUGGGUUGUUGUUUUUAUUUUGAUUAUAUAUGUUGUGAUCUUUUCUGUGAACCACCCUGAGACCACCAGGUAUAGGGUGGUAUAUAAACAAUAAUAAUAAUAAUAAUAAUAAUAUAGUCAUACCUCUUGUUACGUUCGGUUCAGGUUACGUCUUUUCAGGUUGUGUCCCGCAGUAACCCGGAAGUACUUCCAGGUUUCACUGCUCGCGCAUGCGCAGGCGCUCAAAAUGACAUCACGAGCAUGCGCAGAAGCAGCGAAUCUCAACACGCGCAGACGCGGGUUGCGUUCCCCUCAUGUUGCGAAUGGGGCUCCGGAACGGAUCCCGUUCGCAACCAGAAGUACCACUGUAAUAAUAAUAAGAAUAACCUCGGGAAAAUUUAGUGCUGCGUUUUCACACGGCUCGUUGAAAAACUGCAACGGUGUGUGUUUGCAACGGCACGCUUCAGAAACAGCUGUAAAGAUAAGUUGCAAGGUCUGAUGACGGAGGCCAUUAUUCAUCCUGGCCACCAGGCUUUAGCCCUCUCUUCUGGAGGACAGCUGCAUUUCAGAGCGGGGGGUGUUGCAAAAUCACAGGGGGUCGUGCUAGAGGACUUGGGGUCCUUUCCAACCCUGCAGUUCUGUGUUUCUGUGAAAAGCUGGGGCGCUAGCAGCAAGCAAACGUCUCCCAGACCAAUCUGGCACUGGACACUAGAGGGCACCCUUAGCUAACCUGAUGCCUUACAGAUGUUUUGAACUACAAUUCCCAUCACCCCCCAGCGAGCACGGCUGGGUAGUAGAGAGGUGCGUCUUUGAGGAUUUACAGCCCCAGAUCCUUCAGGUCUUUAUAAGUAACCAGUGAUAGCUAGAAUUUGGAACGGGAUUGUGAGGGAAGCCAGCAAGGCGUGGCCCUUGUGCUAGCUGGUGCUGAUGGGAGUUGUAGUCUGAAACAUCUGGGUUGAGGAAGGAUGCUCUGUUAAUCCACACACAACCUUGCUCUGAAGAAUCAGGGGCCCCUCUUUUUUCUCCAUGUCUGAACCCUCCUUUUCCCAAGUAAAACAGCCGUUCGCAUUGUGUGUGCGAGGUGAGGGCUUUGUAAAAGGGCAAAAAGAGUCAUUAUCAUUUCUUUCUCGCAGGACAAGAAGGAAAUCGAGGCCUCCCUCACCCUAGGGCUUACCACUCGAGGCAUCCAGAUAUUCCAAGUACGUGCCUCCAAAACAUUACAUACCAUUGAGAUGGCUUCUUGCUUUCCCAGACUUAAGCCGGCUUGCUUUCAGCAGGCUAAACUCUGCAUGGAAUCUGGGAUUUGGAUUUCCGGGGGGGUGGGGGUGAUGAUUCACAGUCCUUCUGAGUUUUGAGGCUUGCCUGAAAGCAGGUAACUCGUCUCCAUGCUGGAGAGUCCAGGUUUUGGAGAGUAGAGCUGCAGAAAGAGAUGGGGAGAGUUUUCUGAAACCUAAGAUGUGCACAGAUGUACCUUUUUAGAAAAGAUGUACCUUUUUAGGAAAAAAAGACCACCAACAUUUCUGCUCCCGUGGGAUAACACACACACACACACACACACACACACACACACAAACACCUUGCAGUCAUUCUCCUGCUUGGCUGCCUGCCUUGAACCUCCCAUUUUAUAUUGUAAAAUUCUGCAAAUGGUAAAUAUAUUCAGCUAUCGUGGCUGCCGGGACGCGGGUGGCGCUAUGGGUUAAACCACAGAGCCUAGGACUUGCUGAUCAGAAGGUUGGUGGUUCGAAUCCCCGCGACGGGGUGAGCUCCCGUUGCUCAGUCCCUGCUCCUGCCAACCUAGCAGUUCGAAAGCACGUCAAAGUGCAAGUAGAUAAAUAGGUACCGCUCCGGCGGGAAGGUAAACGUCGUUUCCGUGCGCUGCUCUGAUUCGCCAGAAGCAGCUUAGUCAUGCUGUCCACAUGACCUGGAAGCUGUACGCCGGCUCCCUCGGCCAAUAAAGCGAGAUGAGCACCGCAACCCCAGAGUCGGCCACGACUGGACCUAAUGGUCAGGGGUCCCUUUACCUUUAUCAUGGCUGCCAGUUCAUUUCUGCACCCAGUUCAAGCUACUCAUACCUGUCUUUAAACCCCUGAGCAACUUAGGCCCCAAAUAGCUGGAAAAACCCCUUCCCUACAGACCCCCUUGGCUGUUAAAAUCAGCAGAAGGGGCUUUCUCGGUAGUCCCACCUCCCUCAGAAAUUCACAGCCGUGGUGGCAGCAGCUUAGGAGAGGGUCUUCUGUGUGGUGGCCCCUAACCUGUGGAAAUUCCUCCCCACGGAGGUGCGUCUUUCAUUGUACGCAGAAGACACAUCCCUGGCGCCUGAGACGUGUCUUUUCAGGGCCUGUUCCUGUGAUUGUAAUCUGCUUUAACUGUUUUUUAGUUUUACAUUGCCAUAACCCACCAUGAGGCAUGCUAGGGAAGGGCAGGUAAUAAAUAUAAUGAUUGUCGUUGUCUCUCUCCUCCCCUUUUCUUCCUUCCCAGAAUGUCAACAGCGAAAGGCAGUUGCUUUAUGACUUCCCUUGGACGAACGUGGGGAAACUCGUGUUUGUGGUGAGUAGGGAGACACCAAAGUCAGAUUCGCUGCUCAGUUCCUCGCGAAUAUUCUGCCUGCGGCACGGAUUUGCACGACGAGUUUUCUUGGGGCGCACGCUUGGGAUAACAGCGUGCAGUUCCAAUCGCUUCACCUCAAAAUGGAGAUUGUACGAAAAGGGUCAAGGGGGAAGGAUGGUGAGGCAAGCUAACAUAUUUUUUUGGAAAGGCUUAGUUUGGCUGGGGGGGAAGACAAGUAAAGUGGGGACACGACCAGAGAGUGUAAUGUGAAGAAAAUACAAAAGAAAGUAUUUCUCUAAACAGCACAUGGUUAUGUGCAAGGGACAUGGGGGGGCGCUGUGGUCUAAACCACUGAGCCUCUUGGGCUUGCCGAUCAGAAGGUCCGUGGUUUGAAUCCCCACAACGGAGUGAGCUCCCGUUGCUCUGUCCCAGCUCCUGCCAGCCUAGCAGUUCAAAAGCACGCCAGCACAAGUAGAUAAAUAGGUACUACUGUGGCGGGAAGGUAAACGGUGUUUCCAGGCGCUCUGGUUUCCAUCACGGUGUCCCGUUGUGCCAGAAGCAGUUUAGUCCUGCUGGCCACAUGACCAGGAAAGCUGUCUGUGGACAAACGCCGGCUCCCUCAGCCUGAAAGCGAGAUGAGCACCACAACCCCAGAGUCGGCCACGAGUGGACCUAAUGGUCAGGGGUCCCUUUACCUUUACCCAGGGUGGAUGGGGCUACCCAGUCAGGUGGGCAGCAAAUUAAUGACAAAUUUGUUAUUAUUAUUAUUAAUCACCGAAUUAGAUGGCUUUAAAAGAGGAUUAGUCAAAUUCAUGGAGGAUAAGACUAUCGGUGGGUACCAGCCCCCAUGGCAAUGUUCUGCUUGCCCUGUUAGAGGCUGGGUGACCCAGGAGAUGGGUUGCUGGGAAUCGCAAGUGGGGAGAUGGAUGCUGUUGUGCUCAGGUGCUGGCAGGGGACUUCCAGGUGGGACAUCCGCAUGACCACCAUGACAACAGGAUGCCGGACGACAAGGGUCUUACGCUGUUACGACACAACACCACCUUGCAGCCUCUUGCAGACUUGCUAAGCUACCACUAACUAACGCAUCAUCAAUUCUAGCAGUGGAGAUAAAACACAGCUUGUAGCCACCAGUGGCCCUCUCCUAUCCCGUGAAUUUCUCUAAUCCUCUUUCUUUUUUUAGGUGCGCAUUAAAAUGAAAUUUUAUUUGCUGACAAUUUGUGCCUUUUGGGGAGGGGGGGAGCCUUUUGCAGCUUCUUCACUUUUUUUUUUUUUAAUAAUUUUUAUUAAAGUUUCAAUAAAAAGUUGAACAGAAAAAACAUAAAAAAGAAAUACACAAAUACGCAAUACAAAUUCCAAAAAAAGAAAACAAAAACAAAAAACAAAAAACAACAAAAAAAGAGACAGAACAAUUAAAAACAAUAUCACCUUUUCAUUUCCCUUUUUUAAAUUUACUUAUUUUCUGGACUUCCUCAUACCUCCCUCUUUUGUAUUCCAGUCCAAAUUGUUCCUUCAGCAAUUUCUUUUCCACUUUUUUAAUCCCAAUCUUUAUUCUUAGUGUAAUAUAGCAUUAAAAAUUUACCUCUUAAGUACCAAAUUUCCCUUUCCUUAAACUUCUUUAAUCCUGAUCUUUAAUCUUCGUCUGUCUUAUAAUUUUAUCCUGUACAGCUGGAAACCACUUAUUUUCAAUCCAACAUCACUCUAACAUUCCUUAAUUUUGCAAUAUUUCUGUAGGUAGUCUUUGAAUUUCUUCCAAUCUUCUUCCAUCGCAGCUUCUUCACUUUGUGCUUGAUGAUUCUGUUUCUCGUUUUCUUGGCCUUCAUGACCUUGUAACGAUCAAAAUCUGACAUCUUGGCUUUCUUCUUCCUUGCUUCGAUUUUUUUGUGUCCAUCUGGUAGUCUUCCGCUUCUUGUUAAUGUUUCCCUUCUCCCAAGCAGCUCUCACAUACUUUUGACAAGGAAACUUGAGAACAGAGUCAGUCAGCUGCAUGCGCUCGAAGGGCGUAGCUUACCUUCUGACACCUCUGCAGGGACCACCUGCUAGUGCCCUGUUCUGAUCAAUAACAUCCACAAUCGCUACCGGCGCUGUGGUCUAAACCACUAAGCCUCUUGGGCUUGCUGAUCAGAAGGUUGGCAGUUCGAAUCCGCACAAUGGGGUGAGCACCUGUUGCUCUGUCCCAGCUUCUGCCAACCUAGCAUUUUGAAAGCAUACUAAUGCAAGCAGAUAAAUAGGUACCACUGCAGCAGGAAAGUAAACGGCGUUUCCAUGUGCUCUGACUUCUGUAACAGUAUCCCGUUGCGUCAGAAGCGGUUUAGUGCUGCUGGCCACAUUACCUGGAAAGCUGUCUGUGGACAAACACCAGCUCCCUCGCCCUGAAAGCGAGAUUAGCGCCGCAACCCUAUAGUCACCUUUGAUUGGACUUAACCAUCAGGGGUCCUUUACCUUUUUUAUGUGCAAGGAUUAAUUCUCCUUCAAGAGAAGGAGGUUUUUAACAUUUGAGGAUUUUGUGUUUGAAUAUUUUGCUGGAAGCCGCCCAGGGUGGCUGGGGAUACCCAGUCAGAUGGGCAGCAAAUAAAUAACAAAUUAUUAUUAUUAUUAUUAUUAUUAUUAUUAUUAUUAUUCACUGAAUUGGAUGGCUUUAAAAGAGGAUUAGACAAAUUCAUGGAGGAUAAGACUGUCGGUGGGUACCAGCCCCCAUAGCGAUGCUCUGCUUGCCCUGUUGGAGGCUGUGUGACCCAGGAGAUGGGUUGCUGGGAAUCACAAGUGGGGAGAUGGAUGCUGUUGUGCUCAGGUGCUGGCAGAAGGCUUCCAGGUGGGACAUGUUUUAAAUAAUUUUUAUUAAGAUUUCAAUAAAAGUUAAACAGAAGAACAUAAAAGUUAAAAUACAAAAACACACAAUACAUAAUCCAAAAAGAAAAAGAAAACACAGAAAACAAAAUACAAAACAAAAACUAAAAACAACAACAACAGAACAAUUAAAAACAAUAUCACUUUUCCAUUUCUGUUUUUGAAUUUACUUAUUUUCUGGACUUCCUCAUACCUCCCUCUUUUGUAUUCCAGUCCAAAUUGUUUGUUCAGCAAUUUCUUUUCCACUUUUUUAAUCCCAAUCUUUAAUCUUAAGAUAAUAUUUAACACUUAAACUUCUUUAAUCCUAAUCUUUAAUCUUAAUGUAAUAUAACAUUAAAUUUUUACCUCUUAAGUACCAAAUUUCCAUUUCCUUAAACAUCUUUAAUCCUAAUCUUUAAUCUUAGUCUAUCAAUAACUUUAACCUGUACAGCUGGAAACCACUUAUUUUCAAUCCAACAUCACUCUAACAUUCCUUAAUUUUGCAAUGUUUCUGAAGAUAAUCUUUGAAUUAUCUUGGUUUUUUGUUGUCAAAGUACACCGCAGAUGUCUGAUCUCUCUGGAGACCUAGAGAUAUGACAAUAGACUGCUCUGCCUCCUUCCUUUUAGCAAAGGGACAUGACCUGGAAAGCUGUCUGUGGGCAAAUGCCAGUUCCCUCAGCCUGUAAGUGAAAUGAGCGCCACAACCCCAUAGUCGCCUUUGACUAGACUUAACCGUCCAGGGGUCCUUUACCUUUACCUGCAGUCGCUACCAGCUUGCCCACAUGUGGUCAAAAGGAAAUAUAGGCAACUCAUCCAAUCUCAACGUAGCGUUUGAACACCAUGAUGGCCACCUGAUGAGCCGACGGUGGCGGGGAGAAAGAAAGAGGUCUAAUCCUCUUUUAAAGUUGGAGGAAGUUCCGUAGUUUGCGCAAAGAACUCCUUUCUUUUAUCUGUCCUGAAUUUUCCAACGUUCAGCUUCAUCAAACAUCCAGGAGUUCCAGUGUUGUGAGAGAGGGAGAAAAACGUUUCUCUGUCCACUUUCUCUGUGCCAUGCAUAGUUUUAUAAACUUCUGUCACGUCGCUUCUCCUUUGCCUUUUUCCUAAACUAAUAAACCCCAAAUGCUGUAACUUUUCCUCUCAGGGGAAUUGCCCAAUCUCUUGGAUCAUCUUGGCUGCCCUUUUAUGAACCUCUCCUAAUUUUACAAUAUCCUUUUUAAGUUGAGGCGACCAGAACUGUAAAGUUUCUGGGUUUUAGUAUUGGACUGGAUCGUCGUUGUUGUUUUUCUGCUGACGCACCUGAGAAGCAGUGCUUUUUAAUUACAGCGUAUUUUAAAUCCCGCAUUUUAACAGUGCCGUGCGGUCUUUGGCAAACUGCUUCGAAGCCACCUUUAACAAAUAAAGAUAAUUUCAAGGCAGCGCCUUAGAGAGGCUGCCUUGCUUUUUUAAAGAUUCAACCCCGCUAGCAAGCUCUGCCGCAGUUUGAUUUGGGGCCUCGCAUAUCCAAAGCCGGUGCUUCUAUUUUUUGUUUUGUUCUUCUUUUACGAGCUCCACUUCCUGGCAAGAAAUAAAAACCCUCUCAAAGCUGCUUGCGAUAAAAUACUGACAGAAUAAUAAAGUGGCAAGAAAUAAAACAGAGCAGCCAAAAGUGUUAAAAAAAACCCAAGUCAGCUCUGCUGAGGCAGGCAGCUGAUAAAAGUCUUCCUUGGAAGACUGAAUUGGCCUUCAAAGGCUGGGGAAGAGCAGGAUUCUUGCAGAGUCUCUCUCAGCAGUGUCUCCCCAAAAGCAGGGGCCACAAGGACCCUUCCCCCCGAGGGCCACAUUCCCCUCUGAAAAGGCAUCUAGGGGCCACAUCCCAGCAGGAGGCAGGGCCAGCAGGAAGAGUGGGUAGAGCAAAAAAUGUACAUUUUUUUGUACUGUAGCUUAGUUCAUCUAUAGCCAUUGGCAGCCCUCUCCUCCACAAAUUUGUCUAAUCCUCUCUUUUUUUUUUAAGACAUAAUUUUUUAUUGAUUUUCACAGGUUUUACAAAUUUACUUAUAUUUCAAUACAGUCGUACCUUGGUUGCUGAACGCCUUGGAACUCGUACAUUUCGGCUCCCGAACAAUCAAAAACCGGAAGUGAGUGUUCCGGUUUUCAAACGAUUUUCAGAAGCCCGAUGUCCGGCGCGGCUUCCGAUUGGCUGCAGGAGCUUUCUGCAGCCAAUGAGAAGCCGUGCUUUGGUUUCUGAACAUUUUGGAAGAUUGCUCGACUUCCGGAACGGAUUCUGUUCGACUUCCAGGGUACAACUGUAUAUGUUUUUCUUAAAAUUGUUGACUCCCCACCCUUACUUCCAUGGUGUUUUUAUUCCACCUUAUACCUACUGUUUUAUAUGACAUACUUUAAUCUAAUACAAAUUAACCUCAAUAAUAAUAAAAAUAUUUAUUUAUACAUACAUACCCCGCACAUCUGACUGGGUUUCCCCAGCCAUUCUGGGAGGCUUCCAACAAAACAUUAAAAAUUACAUUAAAACAUCAGUCAUUAAAAACCUCCCUAAAGAGGGCUGCCUUCAGAUGUCUUCUAAAACUCAGGCAGUUGUUUAUUUCCUUGACAUCUGAUGGGAGGGCGUUCCACAGGGCGGGCGCCACCACCGAGAAGGCCCUCUGCCUCACCAUUGUUUUCAUCCCACUGCUCAUAAUUCGGACGCUGCCCGCAUUUUCAUUUGUCUACGGCAGUUCUUCAAAUAGUCGAGUCCAAGUUGGGGGAUAUCGCUGCAGGAAGGAGUUUCACAGUUUAACUCUGCGCUGCGUACAGAAGUGCUUUCGCUUUUGCAUCCUGAAUCUUACGGCAGCGUCCGGUCUCCAGGCCCCAGCUGACUCCCGAAUGCGCUCCUUUCUCUCCGCAGGGCAAGAGGUUUGAGAUCCUGCCCGACGGCUUGCCCUCUGCCCGCAAGCUCACCUACUACACUGCCUGCCCCUUGCGCUCGCGGCACCUCCUGCAACUCCUGAGCAACAGCCACCGCCUCUACAUGAACCUGCAGCCCGUCCUGCGGCAGAUCAGGAAGCUGGAGGAGAGCGAAGGUAGGAACGGCCCUGUCUCGGCUCUUCUUUGCUUUGGCCUGUGUCUCUCGCCUGCCCAGGGUUCUAGUCCACAAGGUUUUGAGCAGCCAGGAGAACAGGAAGCUGACGUCUACUGAGUUUAAAAGUGCAGCUGUGGGAGUAGAAGCCACCGUGACCCCUUUUCUAGGGAUGGGGGGACAUGGAGGAGCUGUGAGAUUAUGGGGGGUGGGCUUGCUUGAGUUGUAAAGGGAAAUAAAGGUAAAAAGUAAAGGGACUCGGGUGGCGCUGUGGUCUAAACUCCUGAGCCUCUUGGGCUUGCCACCAGAAGGUUGGCAGUUUGAAUCCCCGCAAUACUGUGAGCUCCUGUUGCUCUGUCCCAGCUCCUGCCAACUUAAUAAUAAUAAUAAUAAAUUUUAUUUAUACCCCGCCCUCUCCAGCCAAGAUCGGGCUCAGGGCGGCGAACACCCAAUAUAAAACCAAAUUGAUUGAAAUACAACUUAAAAACAAGAUUAAAAUAUAACAUUAAAACAUUUAAAAUACAGCCUCAUUCCAGUGGAAACUCAAAUCAAAAACUUUUUUGGGGAUGAAAACGUCAAGUCUUCACCAAGGCUAACUAUCCAGACUGGUCCUACAUGGGACAGAAUAAAGCCAAGGAAGUCCUUAGCAGUGUGAAAGCACGCCAGUGCAAGUAGAUAAAUAGGUACCAUUGCAGCAGGGAAUCAAAUUGAUUCCAAUUGAUAACCCAGUUGGCGGCUGGAGAAAGAGAGGGGUGUGGUGCUGUGUCUCUCCCCUGACUCUCCCCGGCUUUCCUCCCCAGAGAAGAAACAGUACCGCGAGUCCUAUAUCAGCGACCUGGAGAUGGACCAGAUGGAGAAACGUUCCCGCGCGAGCGGCAGCAGCUCCGGGAGCAUGAAGCACAAAUGCCUCUCCCGCCUCUCGACUGCCAGCCACAGCAGCUCGCACACGUCGGGAAUCGAGGCUGACCCCAAGCCCAGGGGCGAGCAGGGGGGCGAGGAUGACUUCCUGCUGCCCUCUGCCCACCACAAACUGAGGGCCUGCAGCUCCCUGACCAGCCACGGCAGCUCCCACACUUCGGGCGUGGAGAGCAGCGAGAAGGAGCGCCUGGAGGAAGAAGACUCCUCCCAGGAGGACGGUAAGUCCGGCAGCAAGGGCAGCGCCGAGCCUGCGGGGCGGGCCCCUCCCUUUGGGGACGGAUGGGCUGGUUGUAUUUCCACGCUGUAGUUCGCUCAGCCGAACGCCCACAAAAAAAGCACGUAGGGCAUAGGAUGUAAAUCAGAUCACCCAAAGGCCUGAUUAAAAAGGAACGUUUUUGCCUGGCGCCUAAAGGUGUGUAAUGAAGGCGCCAGGCGAACUUCCCUGGGGAGAGCUUUCCACAGACAGGGAGCCACUGCAGAGAAGGCCCCGUUCUCGUGUUGCCACCUUCCAGACCUCUCGAUGAGGGAGCAUACGAAGAAGGGCCUCAGAUGAUGUUCUCAGGGUCCAGGCAGGUUCAUAUGGAAAGAGGCGGUCCUUGAGGUAUUGGGGUCCUGAGCCGUUUAAGGCUUUAUAGGUCAAAACCAGCACUUGGAAUUGGGCCUGGAAACAGAUUGGUAGCCAGUGCAGUCGGACCAGGAUCAGUGUAAAAUGCUCAAACCAUCUUGCUCCGGUGAGCAACCUGGCCAUUGAAUUCUGCACCAGCUGAAGUUUCCGAACCGUCUUCAGAGGCAGCCCUACGUGAAAUGCAUUGCAGAAAUCUAACUUUGAGGUUACCAGAGCACAGACAACAGUAGUUAGGCUAUCCCUGUCCAGAUAGGGGCGUAGCUGGGCCACCAGCCAAAACUGAUGGAAGGUCACCUGAGGCCACCUGAGCCUCGAGCGACAGCAAAGGAUCCAGGAGUUCCCCCAGGUUGCGAACUUGCUCCUUCAGAGGAAGUGUAACCCCAUAACAGAACAUCACAAAUCGUAUCGUAAGACCUUUAUUGGCAUCACAUACAACAUCCAAAACAAAUCAAUACAGAAUUUCCACUUCCCCAGUGGCACAAAACAUUUGCUAAAAGGAAGGAGGCAGAGCAGUCUAUUGUCAUAUCUCUAGGUCUCCAGAGAGAUCAGACAUCUGCAGUGUAUUUUGACAACAAAAAACCAAAUAGAGAUAUUUAGCCACUAACUUGGUGAGCUCCUGAUGAUUCCCCAGUAAUAGAAAAUGUAUGACCUCUGACUCUGGUUUCCAGUUGGGGAUGCAGAGUUGAUCUAGAAAUUGCUGGCGGAGACCAGCAUAUAGUUUACAAUGAAGAACCAGAUGUGUGAGGGUUUCCACCAGGUGGUCUUCACCUGGGCAAGUUCUUUCUCCUUCCACCCUGCCUGAGAACCUUCCCCAAAGGAAGUUUGAUGGGUUUGAAUUAAACCUGGCCAGCGAAAAUGCCCUUCUUUCUUGAGGGUUAAGCAGAAAUUCAAGCUAAUGAUGGUUAGUUUCAUGUGCCCAAGAAAGUUGAAAAUAAAGAGGGGAACAUGUUUUCUCUGCUGCUACUGUUAGUUCUUGGCUUUCAGUUACCGAACAUCACGUUCUUGUCUCCAUUACCGAACAUCACAAAUGCAGAAUAAACCCUAUAGGAUUGUUGACAAGUGAUCAGUGAAACAAUUGCAAUCUAUGGUCAACGAAGAAACAACUAAAAAUGGGGAAAGGGUUAAGCACCCCUCCAACUGCAGUUUCUUGGUUUCUGGCUGCAGCCUUGCACCUCUUUUCAGUUUUUGGAAAGAUCGCAGUCACGUUUCUUGUCUGCUUUGACACAAAAGCAUCUGCAAAUACGGUACAAUGAAAAUGUCUUUGUUUUUCCAAAGCCCACAUGUAUGAGGGUGGGCAGGAACCGUAUUUAGGUUCAGUGCAGCCCUAAGCUACUGAAGGUAAUGGGGCCCUUUAUAUGUCCAACUGUCCUUUGUCAACAACAAAUUGUCACUGUUUUUUGUGUUGAAUAUAUGCUAUAUGGUCAUUUAUGGACCCAAUAGGUUUCUAAAGCCAUUUGCACAUGUUGCCCUGCAACCAGUCCAUGCAGAAUGUAGGCACCAUAUAUAUAGAAAUGAGCAAACCAGUGAUAUUUUAGGGAGCAGGCUAGCAGGCGGGGCCCAUGACUUACAUCAUAGGAGCCUACACAACAUAAAACACUGUAGGUUUUAUUUUAAUUGGUUUUUAUCUUAUAGUUUGGAAAUGUACAUCCAGGUUUUUUUCCUUUAAAUUUUUUGGGGGGCCUCCAAGAGAGUGGGGCCCUAAGCUAUAGUUUGUUCAGCUUAUACAGUCAUACCUCAGGUUACAGCCGCUUCAGGUUGUGUUUUUUCAGGUUACAGACCGCCGAAACCCUGAAGUACCGGAAUGGGUUACUUCCGGGUUUCGGCGGUCGCGCAUGCGCAGGAGCGCUAAAUCACAAUUUGUGCAUGUGCAGAAGCGCCGAAUUGCAACCCAUGCGUGCGCAGACACGGGUUGCAAACGUUGCAGGUUGCAAGCGUGCAUCCCACACGGAUCACGUUCGCAACCCAAGCGUCCACUGUACGUAAAUCCUGGAUGGGGGAAUCCCAAGGUCCUCUGCAUGGGGGAUGAGACGAUGCUCUGCUGUGUCCUCCGUGCUCUUCCCUGUACUGCAGCCUCCCUUUCCCACUCCCAUCUCACACCCCUCCAUCUUUGGUUCAGAAAUAGAGAUGCUGGUCGAUGACCCCCGAGACCUCGAGCCCACGAGCGAAAGGUCCCUGGACGACGUGAGUCCCGACGUCUGCAUUUACAUCACCGAAGACAUGCUCAUGGCCAGGAAGUUCAACGGGCACUCAGGUAAACCUCCCAGGAGCUCGGCAUAAGCAAGGAAGCGAUUAAUAACAACAACAACAGCAAUUUAUUAUUUGUACCCCGCCCAUCUGGCUGGGUUGCACCAGCCACUCUGGGCGGCUUCCAACAGAAUAUUAAAAUACAAUAAUCUAUUAAACAUUAAAAAGGGAUGCGGGUGGUGCUGUGGGCUAAACCACAGAGCCUAGGACUUGCCGAUCAGAAGAUCGGCGGUUCGAAUCCCCGCGACAGGGUGAGCUCCCGUUGCUCAGUCCCUGCUCCUGCCAACCUAGCAGUUCGAAAGCACGUCAAAGUGCAAGUAGAUAAAUAGGUACCGCUCCGGCGGGAAGGUAAACGGCGUUUCCGUGCGCUGCUCUGGUUCGCCAGAAGCGGCUUAGUCAUGCUGGCCACGUGACCCGGAAGCUGUACGCCGGCUCCCUCGGCCAAUAAAGCGAGAUGAGCGCCACAACCCCAGAGUCAGCCACGACUGGACCUAAUGGUCAGGGGUUCCUUUACCUUUACCUUUUUAUUAAACAUUAAAAGCUUCCCUAAAGAGGGCUGCCUUCAGAUGUCUUCUAAAAGUCUGGUAGUUGUUUAUUUCCUUGACAUCUGGUGGGAGGGCGUUCCACAGGGCGGGUGCCACCACCGAGAAGGCCCUCUGCCUGGUUCCCUGUAACUUGGCUUCUCACAGCGAGGGAACCGCCAGAAGGCCCUCGGCGCUGGAGGCUCGGCAGUAGAGUGUCUGCUUUGCACACAGAAAGUCUAGGGUUCGUGGAAGGGACCCCCGAGGGUUAUCCAAUCCACCUCCUUGCAGUGCAGGAAUCUCAGCUAAAUCUCAGAAUCGCUCCCUGCCCGGCAGCGUCUCCAGAAAAGACUCGUGUCUGGAAACCCCAGAGUGCCGUGACUCAAAAUCAGGCAGCUUCCUAUUUGAAUCAGCUCCUUCUUCAGAACAUCUUCAGGUGGCGAUGGGAAACACUUCCUGCCCCUAAAGCCCAGGGAGGAUGAAAUUUAAAGGAUAUUUAGUUAAAUAUGCUAAGAUAAUUUAAAUAGAAAUACUUGCAAAUACCAGAUUGGCCUAGGAUUUAAACAUGUGAUUUUAUAUAAUAAUAUGUUUAAAGUUUAUAUGAAAAUAAGUUAAUUGACUUAAGUAAAUUUUAUGAGAAAUUAGUCUUGGAAAACUGUUACAAUGAUAUACAUGGAAAUUCAGCCAGGGGGAUUUGAGGAAGUCACCUAACAAUGUUAAUAAUAGUGGAAUAAUUACAGUUAAGAUUUAUGUGUGUUUGUUUGUUUAUAAAUUUGGAAAAUCAAUUUUAAAAAUUUGCAAAUAAAUAAAGCCCAGGGGAACUGCUGCCAGUCAGUGUGGGUAAUGAUGAGCAUUUGGCAAUAGCCUCGGCUUGAUCAACUCCUGCCCAGAAACCAAUGUCCCCACUGUGGAAGGACGUGUGGAUCCAGAUUUGGCCUCCACUGUCACUUAUGGACUCAUUGUUAAAACCGUGUCUAUGGAAGACAAUCUUACUCGGCUACAAGUGUUGGCCAAAAAAAGAAUACUGAGCUAGAUGGACCAAGAAUCUGUCUUGGUAUGAGAAUAAUAAUAAUAAUAAUAAUGAUAAUAAUAAUAAUAAUAAUAAUAAUAAUAAUAAUAAUAAUAAAUAAUAAUUUAUUUAUACCCCACCCAUCUGGCUGAGUUUCCCCAGCCACUCUGGGCAGCUCCCAAUCAAAUGUUAAAAACAGUACAGCAUUACAUAUUAAAAACUUCCCUGAACAGGGCUGCCUUCAGAUGUCUUCUGAAUGUCAGGUAGUUGUUUAUCUCUUUGACAUCUGAAGGGAUGGCGUUCCACAGGGCGGGUGCCACCACCAAGAAGGCCCUCUGCCUGGUUCCCUGUAGCCUUACUUCUCGCAAUGAGGGAACCGCCAGAAGGCCCUCGGCGCUGGAUCUCAGUGUCCGGGCUGAAUGAUGGGGGUGGAGACGCUCCUUCAGAUAUACGGGACCGAGGCUGUUUAGAGAAAGUUUCCUACAUUCUUAAAUAUCACAGAAUCACAUAUUUGUAGAUUUGGAAAGGGACCACAGGGGUCAUAAAUUCCAAGCCCCUGCAAUGCAAGAAUAUUUCUCCCCACCCGAGACUCGAACCCACAACCCUGAGAUUAAGGGUCUGCCGACUGAGCUAUCCAUCAGAAAUCAAAUAAACAUCUUUGAUUUCUUCUGAGAAACCCUGCCAAGCUAUCGAAGAAAUAAUACACAGGUGAGGUUGUAUCCGGCUAUGCCAUGCUCAACAAAGGAGAAUCGUAGAAUUGCAAAGUUGGAAAGGGGUACUAGGGGUCAUCUAGUCCAACCCGCCCUCCCAGCAAUGCAGGAAUCUGAACAUAGUGCACUGCUCAGCAAAAUUCAUUAAACAGGGAUAAAUAACCAAUCCGUGCCGAGUUGAGAUUUCCCAGGAAAAAUAAGUAAUAAGCAAGAGCUACAUAAUCUCACCAUCCAUUUGAACUGUAAUGGCUACAGUCAGUUUAAUCAAUACCCUGAAACUGAAACUGAAAUUGUGUUUUGUCUUAAAAAGCUAUCGGAUGAUAAAAGAGUGGACGGGGUCUAAUAUCACAUUGGCACUUCUUGUUCCAAGGCGUGAUAAAUGUGGACCGUCUCUGCACAAAAUGGUUUUCGGGGAUAUAUUACCAGUUCUGUCUCUUGAGCCACGUUCGCCCAUUCCCACAUUCUGAAAAAGCAGGCAGAUGGUGGCAAAGCAAUUGGAUUUUUCCAUUACGCUAAAAAGCAGGCUUCUGAUGUACUGUUCCCUAAGGGGUGCUUAGCGGUUCUGUUAAGAACUGGGCCGCCCUUGAAUAAUGACGAACCUCGGCUCUUUGCUUUCUUGUUUCCAACACAGGAUUAGUCGUCAAAGAAGUCAGUUCGUCCACUUCCAGCUCUUCGGAGACCGUGGUCAAGCUUCGUGGCCAAAGCAUUGAUUCAUUGCCCCAGGUUCGUAAGUUCUGCACGAGUCCAUAAAGUUCUGCAUCCGAGGCCAUAAAACCAUAGAAUUGUGGAGUCUCUAGUGCAGGGGUCAGCACACUUUUUCAGCAGGGGGCCGGUCCACUGUCCCUCAGACAUUGUGGGGGGCCGGACUUUAUUUUUUGGGUGGGGGAAUGAACAAAUUCCUAUGCCCCACAAAUAACCCACAGAUGCAUUUUAAAUAAAAGCACACAUUCUACUCCUGUAAAAACACCAGGCAGGCCCCAUAAAUAACCCAAAGAUGCAUUUUAAAUAAAAGGAUGCUUUCUACUCAUGUAAAAACACGCUGAUUCCUGAACCGUCCGCAGGACGGAUUUAGAAGGCAGUUGUGCCGGAUCCGGCCCCUGGGCCUUAGUUUGCCUACCCCUGCUCUAGUGCAGGGAUGUCAAACAGGUAGAUCAUGAUCUAUUGGUAGAUCACAGGGUGUCUGUGGUAGAUCGCUGGACCCUCCCCCCACCCCACAAAAGCUCAACAACUUUGGUAGAUCACUGCCAGUUUUUUUUAAUAGUGGGAGCAGAUUUCAGUCUCUUGAAAGCUGCCUGCUCUAGGGUUUCCUUAAGCUAGUGGUUUUCAGCCCGUGCGCCGUGGCACCUUGGGGUGCCUUGAAGGAUGGUCAGGGGUGCCGUGAGCAAGACUGGCCUCUUUCCUUCCCUCCCUCCUCUGAUGCCCUCUUGCGUCUCUGCCUCCCGAAGGCUUGCAGGGCUGUUUGAGUUUUUUAAAUUUUUUAUUAGUUUUUAUUAAAUAUUACAAGCAAAGAAAAAGAAAAAAGAAAUAGAAACAAAAAUCAAUACAUAACACGCAGACUAGAAAAGAAAAGAGACGAAAGCUAAAAGAAAAGAAAAAAAAAUACUUUUCAUAAUCAAUAAUGCCAAAUUUAUACUUCGAACAUUACUAUAUAUAUAUAUAUAUAUCCUAGUUAAAAUAUUCUAAAAGACUUCCACCGCAUUCACCACACGUCUCUUAGUUUCUACUUCACCUUUACACCUGUUCUUCAGUCACUCCUUUUUCUCGAGUUCUUUCAUAGUCCAUCAAAUCUUUGUGUUCUCUAUAUUCUUCACAAGGUUAGUCUAAGCACAACCAAACUUUCGUAUUUGAGGCUUGCAGGGCUGUUUGUUGCCGCAGCAGCCCUGGCUGCAAGCUCCCCAGGCGAAUGGUGCCUCUGGGGCUGGCCAGGGGGUGCUGCUUGCCAGCAGCUAAAGCAGCCUUAGAGUAAGCAAAGGAGGGAGGGAGCCCAGCCAGCCAGUCCGCCAUCCCUUGCUGUUGGGAAUGGACGGACAAGUCCCAGGCCUCUGUGGGGGAGUGUGAGGAGGCACCUCUCUUUGGGGAUGCUCAGAGACCAGGGGCGGCGGCAGCAGCUGCCCAGAGGACUCCCAAGGAGAGGGGAGAGGAGAGGAGGUGGAGGGAACCCUCCACAAGGGAGGGUGUUCGAAAAGGGGUGAGGGGCUGCCAGUUCUGCAGGCAAGGGGGGGAAUCUAACUGGGCUCCUGAGCCCCACAAGGGAGCCACAGAAAGAAUGUAGUUGGUCAAGGGAGCCGUGGACUCCAAAAGGUUGACAGCUUCUGCCUGAAACCCUUCGAUGGUUAUAUUUUCUGAGAAUCCUCCGGAAAAAUAAUCUCUCAAAGGACCUGUUGAUGGCAUUAUACCAUUGUACUGUUGAGAGUGUAUUAACUUAUGGUCUCUGUGUGUGGUUUGGGAGCUGCACGGUCAGGGAAAAACCAAUGCUGUCCAGGGUUGUAAAGAUGGCGGAGAGAAUAAUUGGGUGCACUCUUCCCACCUUGGAUCAAAUCUAUGCUUCCGAGUGUCAUAAGAAAGCUGCAGAGAUAGCGCAGGAUAGUGCGCACCCCGGAAAUGAUCUCUUUCAGCUUCUGCCUUCUGGAAGAAGGUACAGGGUUAUAAAGACUAGGACUAGCCGCCUGAGAAACAGUUUUUAUCCAAAUGCGAUUUUGGUUUUGAACGCAGUGUAAGGUAGUCUCUAUGGGAGUAUAUUGUAUUUAAUUAUGGGGUAUCAUCAGUUUUAUUGGGACGCGGGUGGUGCUGUGGGUUAAACCACAGAGCCUAGGGCUUGCUGAUCAUAAGGUCGGCAGUUCGAAUCCCCGUGACGGGGUGAGCUCCCGUUGCUCGGUCCCUGCUCCUGCCAACCUAGCAGUUUGAAAGCACGUCAAAGUGCAAGUAGAUAAAUAGGUACCGCUCCGGCGGGAAGGUAAACGGCGUUUCCGUGCGCUGCUCUGGUUCGCCAGAAGCGGCUUAGUCCUGCUGGCCACAUGACUGGAAGCUGUAUGCCGGCUCCCUCGGCCAAUAAAGCGAGAUGAGCGCCGCAACCCCAGAGUCGGCCACGACUGGACCUAAUGGUCAGGGGUCCCUUUACCUUUAAGGUAGUCUCUGUGGGAGUAUAUUGUAUUUAAUUAUGGGGUAUCAGAGUUUUUAGGGGGCUAACCAGGCUGGGAUAGCAGGCUUGUUGGUUUUUGAAGUUCUGAUGCGGAUUUUUUUCAGUUUCCUUGUUCUGUAUGGGACAAUGACAAUAAAGAUGAUUGUUUCCUGUUUCCUGCAGACGGCCUGCCGGAAGCCAAAGACCUCCACUGACCGACACAGCUUGAGCUUGGACGACAUCCGGCUCUACCAAAAGGACUUCCUGCGACUGGCCAGCCUCUGCCAGGAGACAGCCCAGAGCUACACCUUCGGCUGUGGCCACGGACUGGCCGAAGAGGGCCUCUACUGCAACGGCUGCUUAGCGCAGCAAUGCAUCAACAUUCACGACACUUUCCCCGUCAAGAGGACCAGCAAGUACUUCUCUCUGGAUCUCGCCCACGAAGAAGUCCCGGAGUUUGUCGUCUGA
This is a messenger RNA of Podarcis lilfordi (Lilford's wall lizard), 36666 nucleotides long. Lineage: Eukaryota; Metazoa; Chordata; Lepidosauria; Squamata; Lacertidae. The record is from the annotation of a GenBank genome assembly.